Molecule: messenger RNA, 1815 nt
Organism: Colletotrichum phormii
Lineage: Eukaryota; Fungi; Ascomycota; Sordariomycetes; Glomerellales; Glomerellaceae
Exons: 5
Coding region: 1-1815 (604 amino acids)
Source: RefSeq, a predicted model, not a curated record
AUGGCCUACAUGCAGGAGCUUAAAGCAAUCCGCCUGUCGUACAUCGGCACAGAAGCUCUGGGGGCCGUGGGGCAGAUUUACGAGUACCUGUCCAAAAACUGCCACAAGUUGAAGGGGGAUGCAAACGACAAGCUCCGAUCUGUCAUGGAUUUCGUGUACCAUCCGCAAGGCGGUUGGGUGCCCUUGGAUGCCUGUAUCUGGCAAGGCUCUAGUUAUCUCCCAAACUCUCUGGCGCUCGCCAACGUCUAUCCCGCUUGUGCUGAGCUUUUCCGGCGCAGGCUGGGGGUUUCGGAUGUGGGUGUCGCCGAAAUUGUCAAAGAGCUUGUUCGUGUCGACAACAUUCCGGAUUCUUCACGAGAUCACCCUUUGUUGAAGACAACCAUUCUUGCCUUAAGCGAAUCCCGGGGAAAAGGCCAACCGAGUCCAGUCAAACUGAAUGAUGACCUCCGAGGUAAGAUGCGAGAUUUGAAAAUCUUCCCGAUGGCCUCAACAGCCGAGUCUUCAGGUGAAGCCCCCAGUGUGGUGUACAGAUCCAUCGACAAGGACUGGUACAUUGGGGACAGGAGCGUAUUGAGACGAGCAUUCGUCGGAAAGGUUGACAUCCUGAAUUUCGACAUUGGGGAUAUUGACAAGCUCAUGCCCUUGAUCAAGUGGCUAUCUCUUGACAACAAACUUCUGAGUGCAGCAGUGCAACAACGGACAGUUAACGUAGGAUCACCCGUGUACAAUCGCGGCUGGUCCAAUGACAUCCGGAAAAGAGCGAGAUAUAUCGCUCUUCUCGGCACCGACACAGACGUGAAGUUGCCCCAGUUCGAGGUGUCGCUCGCCUCAGGGUUGAGCGUGGAAAGGACAAUCGGCGACAUACGCGGCGAAACUGAAGUUGGGCAUGUCUCCAUCACGGAAAGCAACGACUCUGUCAAAAUCGUUGUCUUGAAGGACCCUUUCAAGAAUAGCAGCCCGCGGUUUGACAGAGAGCUCGUAGACUUCUUCAUUCGCCGGUGUGCCAUCGAGGACGUCAGCCGUGUCUCGCUCGUCUCGCUCGUCCUGAGAGCCAGCUUUGGCGACGUGCGAGAUUUAUUAGAGGGAGCAAAUAUCCGAGAAUCCAUCGAGGAUCUUGACUUCCGCGUCGACGAGGCUGAAGAGCAUGCUGCUGCCGAGACUGGAGGGAUGGCGGGUGUGAACGCUGUGGCGAGAGGUCCAAAUGCAGAGUUAGGUCUUGGGGUACUGCGUUCUCAGGCGUAUGCGACUGAUCACAGCCCUCGGAUCUACACAUCCGCUCAACGAGACUUGUCUAGCCGUUUCAAGGAGAUUGGACUCAAGGCCGAGAUACACGUCAACGAAUACUUCAAACAGCAUCUAUUAGACUGGAAGCCCGAGAAGAAUUGGACAAGUCAUCUUCGGGAAGAGAAGGGCCAUCCCUUGUUCCUUGGCGACGAAUCAACCACAGCAGACUUCACUUACACCGAUAUGGAGGGGAGAAUGCUCGAGGCUCUUGGAGUGGUUCGCAAAUCGUGGUUUUCGCAUACGAUCACUUACCACAUCGAGGUGAAGGGAACAGUCUGCGAACUCGAAGAGCCCUUCCACUUCAGCCAGAACCAAAUGAACUUGGCCCGAAACUACGCUUUCAAGCAUGGCAAGAUACCAACGGACGUCUUUCUUAUUGGCCGUGUGUACAAUGUGGAGAAGAAGAAGCCGGAUCUGAAAUUCUACUGGAACCCGUGGGAGAUGAAUAACAAAGGCCGGCUCGUCAUGACAGUUAGUGAAGGGUACCGCAUCGCCCCUGGCAAUGCAGCAGCGACACCCAAAGCAGCUUGA